AUGACUCACGAGUGUAAAUGUGGCCACUUACUUCAGAACUACGAGUGGGCGAUAGGCACAGCGCCAGGGGGAGAGGAGUUGCAGACAUUUGUAUCAACUAGGGAGUAUCCUGGAUCUGUGAACUCCGGACUUGGAGGCCUUCUGGAACACAACAAGACGUACUACGUGACCGUCAGAUGUACCAACGGGGGUGGGCUGGUCACAACAUACGCUGACCCCAGAGGUGUGACCGUUCUUCUCGAGCCUCCCAUUGUCGAUGACGUCAAAACGACCAUAGUGGGUGCUGAAUCUCUUGGAGAUACAGUGGUGCCGCCAAACUCCAUGAAAACCACAGACAAAAACACCGUGGGCGCUACGUGGACAGUCUCUGAAGAUGAAAGUAUCAGGCGAUAUGAUUUCUGUGUGGGGAGCUCCGAGACCAGCAUCAGGGACAUCUUCCCCUGCACCUGGGUCGGCUACAACACGUCGGGGACGGUUACAAUAGAAGAUGGAUACCUCAAACUAAACGGCCACAACAUCUACAUGCUGAGUCAGUACAAGUCAGACUACAACGCCUCCGUCCACGGUACCACAGACAAGUCAGCCUUCACCAUGGCUCCAGGCACAGAGAUGUUCAUCUUCAUGAAGAUGUGUAAUGAGGCUCAACUGUGUACCACCAAGUUGCUGGGCUCUACCAUAGUGGAGACAGACAAGUCCACGAUGGCGACGUCGUCAAAUGGUUCUGCCUUUACUGUAGGUGUUGGUGGUGGUGCCAGAAGAAAAAGGGAUCUUUCAGGAGUAACUGUAUCAACACCAGGUGGACUACAGGCCGGCCAGAGCAUCGUGGUCACUGAGCUCACAAAGCUUGAUCUAGAGACGGAAUACAAGUCUGACGCCUCGGUGGAGUUCGUCCCAUACAUCACUGACCCCUUUACGUCAACCACAGAAGAUGCCUUCACGGACAGAAUCCUCAGAAAGAGGCUCAACUACCAGGAAACCGACCUCUCGUUCUCUCUGACCAGCAUUGGUAAUCUUCCCAUGCCAGGACCGGUGAAAGUGACCUUCACCUAUGAUCCCACGGUGACCAAUACAACGUUGAUGCUGCUUCACUGGAACACUGAUGCCAGACAGUGGCAACAGAGCAACAAGACCUGUCAACAUGAAACAGACACGGAGGUCAGAGACCCGGCCACCUCUCAGGUCACGGUCAAGGUGUGUAACACAAGGUCAACACGAGGCAGCAGUUCCAGACGUCGGCGUUCUGUGUCAGACACGUACUUCAGACACCAGACCCAGUUCCUGCUGACUUCAGCUCUGACACAGAUACCUAACUCACCCCCUCAGCUCACCAGCACUACGUCUCUUGUCAUGCAGGAAGACCAGGGUACCAUGAUAUACCAGAUGACAACCACAGACGCUAAUGGAGACGUGGUCAAGUACAAGAUGCGUGACGACUUCGUUGUGGGUGAUCUGGAACUGACUCUAUCCGAGGCUGGAUUAAUGACUUACACUCCAGCUUCCAACUACCAUGGAACAAUUGAUGUUCCCGUAAUUCUGUAUGAGGUGCCCCAAGCUGAGAUACCACCGGCCGAAACGGCAGUAAACAUCAGUAUCAUCGUCACCCCCGUCAACGACGCCCCCAGCGCCUUCGUCUUCAGUGAUGGCGUCAGCUUCCUCCAUGCAGAUCCAGCACAUCCGGUUCAGAUUCUGUUGGAGCAGGCACGCGUCAAUGACAGCAACCCCACCACGUACAUAUGGGAGUUUGGGGCGUACGACGUUGACGUUGACGACAACAUGACCAUCUAUUACACACUGUCGACUAGCGGGAAUCUCACUGUCAGUGACGUGAAGACCAAGGAUCCCUGUUCAUACAACACGAGCGGCAUCCCCUGUGAGAAGCUCAACCUCCCCCACCGUUCCGACUCCCUCAACUGGGUCUACAGAACCUUUCAGUACCAACCUGACCCUGGUUACUAUGGUUACGAUGAGGUUCGGGUUUACGCCCAGGACCAGGCAGGGGCAUACUCUGACGUCAUCACGAUCAAACCAACUGUGAUGGAGAGGCCAUGCAAGAAUGGAGGAACAUGCAGAAGCAAAGAUGAAAGCCUGUACAACUGCACCAACUACCGCCGCGCUGAAGGUUUUGACCUUUACUACGAGUGUGCGUGCGCACCUGGCUGGACCGGCAUGCACUGCGAGGAUGACGUCAACGAGUGUGGCAGUUCCCCAUGUUCCUGGCCGUACGUCUGCUACAACGAUGUCAACAGAUACUACUGCGCAUGUGCAAAAGAAAAUCCGAACUGUGAUGGGUGGCAGGCAUGGAUGGUCCCGCUGGUGGUGUUGGCAGUGAUAUUGUUAAGCAUCUUAUCCGAGCUGGCUUGGUAUCUGUGCAUGCUCAAACGAAGACGAUUUCACCGGUCCUGGACAUUAUGUAAGACGGAAGGAUCCAGAACAACUUUUGUCAAUGCAGGCUUCAGGGAUGACUUUAGUGAAGGUGGGAAAAGCCAAAAGUCCCGUGAGCAGUCUGGAGCGUCCUGCGUGCUCAUUUCCAGUCGCCGACAAGAUGAUCCAACAACCCCGAUGAGGUCUGACCGAUCGCCCCGAUCUGUGCCCGAUCUUCACGAACAUCAAGCCGCGAAAAACCUGAACGGUGGUCCACGUCUCGGGGAGGCAAACGUCCGCUUUGCCCACUUUCGACAUCAGUCGACUCGUCCAGGCUUCACCACGGACCGGCCACUUACACCGGUGGAAGAUUACGAAGAAAGACCAGGCAGUUCAUCUUCGCUUAUCAGGGGCAAAUCACCGGUCAGAAGAAAGUCACGUCGAAUCGCCCCUGGGCCCGAUCGAGAACCAGAGCCAGACUGUGAUCAAUGAAGAACUCUAUAAUUCUUUACUCUGUAGAUACUGUCUCCCUGAACAUGCUACAAUGAAUUUUUUAACGUACUUCCUUUGUCUAUCAUAAGUGUCGUGCAAAUGGUUGAUUAAAAAUAGAGGUUAAUUAACAAAAUGUUGAUAAAAUCGGUAAAAUUAAAAUUAUAUGAGAUCAAAUAUUCUGAUUAGAGGGCUUUAAUUGAUAGAAACUGCCGAUAGGAUGUCAUCUAUAAAUGAUAUAUGAAUGUUGGCCGUGUGUUUCCAUUGAUUAAAUCUCACAUAUUAAUCUGCUUUUGCAACAAUGUUCAAAUUAGCGUCAAAAUACAAGCACGUGUGGAGCGGAGAAUGGGAACUUGAACAUGGAUUAGUUAAUGUUUAACAUGUUAAAAAUUAUACGCACAACUGUACGUUUUGUAAACCUGCUAACACUGUUUCUCAAAAAUAAACAUUCUUCGGCAA
Haliotis rubra (blacklip abalone) is the source of this 3309-nucleotide messenger RNA. RefSeq lists its product as uncharacterized. The record is from RefSeq and is a predicted model, not a curated record. Bases 1 to 2853 code for a protein of 950 amino acids. Gene Ontology annotation, molecular function: calcium ion binding. NCBI's taxonomy places the organism in Eukaryota, Metazoa, Mollusca, Gastropoda, Lepetellida, Haliotidae. The transcript has 16 exons.